This is a messenger RNA of Botrytis cinerea B05.10, 2701 nucleotides long. RefSeq lists its product as hypothetical. NCBI's taxonomy places the organism in Eukaryota, Fungi, Ascomycota, Leotiomycetes, Helotiales, Sclerotiniaceae. The transcript has 4 exons. The record is from RefSeq and is a predicted model, not a curated record. Bases 291 to 2264 code for a protein of 657 amino acids.
GAAAUUACUUUACCCCACGCCGUCAAAUUAUUCUUCUCAACUUGUCCAACCCUACACCACCACCAUUUCCACUUCUCAGCACAACUUUUACUGUCAAAUUCCCAGCAAAGCUACCACAUUUACAAAUCUACUGCUAAACUGAUAAGACGAAAGUGCUACUGUUAACGCUUCCAUCAAAGACAACCGUCCAACUCUUUUGAGUACCUAGCCACUGUCACCACCUCUAUCUACCCUUUCCGACUUCAAUUUAUCACAUCCCGUAUACGAUCAAUUUUCCGCCUAUUACCACCAUGGAGACUUAUGGGAAGAAGAAAAAGAAUGCUCUGAUGGGCUCGUUUGCCUCUCUUAGGAAUAAUCAACAAAUCAAAGCAAAGAAGAACAGAGCUAGCAAGAGAGAGUCAAGCACGCGCCAGUUGUCAGCUUUUCACUCUUCGGUCGACAAUGAAGAACAGCAACCAGUCAGAGAAGCCCCGAGUGAAGACAAUAGUGGAUUGGUAGAUGAGAUUGCCAUUAAUGAGCCACGCGAUAAGUCGACAGCCAUCGAGAACACCUUACCACAAUUGCCCAGUCUCAAUUUCAGUGAAAAUGAGAUGUGUAUCACCGACAAGAGUACAGCCAUCGAUACUGGCUACUCUAAUGGUACUGCUAAGUCUUCGCUGCAUGCAAGAAAGAGUUCAGCGCCCCCUAUUCCUAGGAAAUCAUCCAAGAGACAGUCCGCGUUAAAUAAAACAUCUCGUCGUAGGAGCCCAACCAAGGAGUCGCAAUCUCGAAGAUUCCCAAAGGGACCAAUUAUUCGGACAUCGAGCGGUCUCGACGAGCAAUCGAAUUUAAUUGUCAGUCCUUCUGAUCCGAAUGCAGUCAAUCCUUCUGUUGCACAAACAUUCAAAGCAAUGGAAGAACUCAAGCCGGGAUCAACAAAUACAUUGGUCGUCGAAAAGAAGAGAAGAUUAAAGGCCGGGGCUUUUCUUAAGGUUAAAAAUGUGUUGCAAGGAAGCUUCCGCCGUAGAAAGAAUGAUAAUAGCCAAGAAAAUCAUUUAGUCCAGCCUCCUUUCGUCAACUCACCAAUAAUCCAAGAACAACCUAGUAGACGCCCAGAAUCUCUUAGUGGUACAGACCUGAGACUCAACGAAGUGCAAAAUUUUAAAGAAAAUUCCAAGCUGCAAAAGAUGACUGGGAAUCUCAAAAUCCCUAGAAAGCCACUCAACAGUGAUGUAAGAUCUUUCCACAGUCAGAAUUCAGCACUCACAGACCCCUUUACCGAGCCACCAAGUUCAAGUGAGCAAGUUAUGCAGCCUUCGACCUUCAGUAGCCAGAUGCCUGAAAUUGGAUCCGCACCGGAAUUCUCAAGUCUCCAUCGCACAAAUAACAAGUCUUCAGCCCACCAAAGUAACAGAGACUUCGAUGAUCUGGAUUCAUUACUUACGUCUAGUCCCUUAGCCCAAUCGACACCAAGAUUGCGACUAGUAUGUAACCACACUGAUCCAGACAGAACCAGAAGAAUGCACAAAGUGGAUGCAGGCUCACCAUCAGUGCUCGACCACAACACGUUUGCUGAGGAUAGUGAAAUCUACCAAGGCAUGCUUGGGGGUAGUCCAGUGAGAACUAAGGAACAAACCCAACCCGAGCAUCUCCGUAACCUCGUUCAGCACGUUGGGUUGUUAAGAGAGAAGACAGUCAACAACUUUGUCGCUGCCGUCCAAACACUAUCCGGAUCUACAAGUGACUCAGGCUUCGCUCCUCUCAAUCGAAAAUGGAAGAAGAAUCCAUCUCCCAGUAAGGCAAGAUUGGAAGAAUUAAGUCGCCGCCUUCCAUAUUUUCCCGAUCCAGAACCUAUCCUCUACCGUACUCACAAACACAAGGAUAGCAAGGAUAUCAACAAAGCAACUUUUGCUUCACGGGAAAAGCGUAAGACCGAUGAUCAAGAAAAUAAGGAGCUCUUGGAAGGACUGCUCACGUCAGAUGAUGAAGAAAGAAGCGAGUGUGAAGGGGAGGAAGAGGAGUUCUCACAGAACCCACAGGCCAUGACAAGAGCGUCGACAUCUUUGCCCCUCAUCAAUCUGUCUUCCAGGCCAAUUUCAUUAAGCCAGUCAUCGCUAACCCUUGGCGUUGAAGGUUUGGAGGUAAGAGUUUCUGCUCGACAUAGAAAUUUAAUGGACCAAGACGACUCGAUGAUGGAUUUGGAUGAAUUACAGUCAGUUCAAGAUUCUCCUCCAUCCCAAACAUUUUACGAUAAUGUGGGCAAUGGAGAUCUGAUUGAAUUUUGAAAAAUGUGUCUCCCUUUUGCUAACCAAGGAUUUUCAGAUGGGACGAAACCAUGUAUGAUGUUGGCAUGAGACAUUAUUAGAACUCAUCCGACUACGAUUUCCUAUACCUUUACUAGAUUCAGUCUACACUUUGUUACGAUACCCUACAGUUCCUUGCGUUUUUCUCAAUUCGAAGUUGUGCUGUUAUUACCUGAUUCAUAAUUCGUGCAGCUAUUUUUCGUGCUCUUAAUAGUUCUCUUUCGAUAUGUAGCAGGCGGCCUUGCUUAGACAGACUUUAACUCCAAACGAGCAUUGAUUGUAGUUCUAAAAGCUAUCGUCUGAGCUGACCGACUUGUUGUGGUUUUAAUUUCAUUUUGAUGUUGUACUUUGCUUAUAUGUUUGGAGGAUAAUAAUGGAUUGUACAAUACGAAAGGAUGUGCCAAUGACCCAGGAAGAUA